AUGGCUCGGCUUCUGGUUCUCUCUCUCCUCGUAUCUUUCGCGGCGUUCGUCGCAGAAGCGUCGCCAGCUGACGCCACCAAUUUCGUGGCGCCUAUUCUCCGCGCCGACGCGCAGGUGGACCACCCGCAAGCUUCCAGAAACCGCCGGUCGCUCAUGAUCAAUGGGAUCCCGAAUCGCGACACGCCGUGCGCCACGAGAAUGUCGUGGUGGAACCAGACGGGUUACACCGGGGCGAAAUGGGUGACCUGGCUUCCUAGCCCCACAGACGGUUGCAUCAACUUUCCGCCGGAAUACUACCCGUCGACGACGUAUGGCUCGAUCAAGAUCGAGUGGUACGCGCCGACGCAGGCGAUGAAGACCGACUGGUACUUCGUCACAUGCCAGCAGAUCCAGCUCUACUCGAGCCGCGACUGCAACGUCGGCGUACAGCAGCUGACGUGCCCCACGGACCGCAACCCGCCCUCGCCCAGCUCGCGAUCCCCCUACCCCGGCAUCCGCACGGCUCUCAAGUCCGCUAGUUGCCUAUACUGGCAGGACCUGAGCAAAUUGUACACGUGUCCGGCCAACAGCCACUUGGACACCAAGUGGGCGGGCGCCAAGUGCUAUUGCAACAAGGGCUUCGCUGAGAAGAAUGGCGUGUGCGUCGACGUGUGCACGCCGCUCAACUGCGGUCCCAACUCGGACUGCUACGUGGCGAAUGGAGCAGGCGUGUGUAACUGCACGGAGGGUUACCGCAUGGUGAACAGCAAGUGCGAGGCUGUGGGCAACUCAGAUUUCCUCGAGCCGCACAACGCCGCCCGUGCUGCCGUCGGUCUGCCGGCGCUGACGUGGAAUGACUCUUUGGCUGCUGAGGCUCUGACCUGGAUCACCCAGCUUGGCACGACAGACAACACUUGCCACACAGCCACCCGCUCCAGCGCCCUGACAUACGGCCAGAACCUGAUGGUGACAAUUGGCAUCGGCCAAUGGACCGGGAGGAUGGUCGUCAACUCGUGGGUGGCAGAAAAGUCGAGCUACACCUACUCGCCUCUCAACGGCGGAUGUGCUACGGGCGCGAUUUGCUCGCAUUACAUCCAGAUCGUCUCUCGGGCAUCGACAGCCGUCGGAUGCGCUUCGUACACCUGUGCCGGUGCGGGGACACAGCUCUGGGCCUGCUUCUACUCACCCAAGGGACUCGUCAAGGGCACUUAUCCGUACUAA
This is a messenger RNA of Closterium sp. Naga37s-1, 1200 nucleotides long. The record is from the annotation of a GenBank genome assembly. Lineage: Eukaryota; Viridiplantae; Streptophyta; Zygnematophyceae; Desmidiales; Closteriaceae.